This is a messenger RNA of Oryzias melastigma (Indian medaka), 600 nucleotides long. Its product is annotated as ER degradation-enhancing alpha-mannosidase-like protein 3. Gene Ontology annotation, biological process: endoplasmic reticulum mannose trimming; mannose trimming involved in glycoprotein ERAD pathway; carbohydrate metabolic process. NCBI's taxonomy places the organism in Eukaryota, Metazoa, Chordata, Actinopteri, Beloniformes, Adrianichthyidae. The transcript is spliced from 3 exons. The record is from RefSeq and is a predicted model, not a curated record. The annotation marks the transcript as partial. Gene Ontology annotation, molecular function: calcium ion binding; mannosyl-oligosaccharide 1,2-alpha-mannosidase activity. Gene Ontology annotation, cellular component: membrane; endoplasmic reticulum.
UCACAUCAGUGUUUCUGAAGCCUGAUUGGUGUUCUCCAACUUUACUAGAUAUCAGUAAUAGUCUCCCCCCCCCCUCUGUCCUCCUUCAGCUCCUGAAUAAGACGACUGAGUUCGAGGCGGCGGUGAGGCGCGUCCUGUCAGACGUGCGGCUGGACAACGACAUCGUGGUUUCUGUCUUUGAAACCAACAUCCGAGUCCUGGGAGGCCUGCUGGGGGGUCACUCCAUGGCCGUGAUGCUGAAGGAAGGCGGGCAGCACAUGCAGUGGUACCAGGACGAGCUCCUGCACAUGGCCAAAGACCUGGGGCUCCGCCUCCUGCCGGCGUUCAACACGAGCAGCGGCCUGCCGUAUCCCAGGGUCAACCUGAGGCACGGCGUGAGGGGUCCCGAGACGCGGACGGGCACAGAGACGGACACCUGCACGGCGUGCGCCGGAACCAUCAUCCUGGAGUUCGCCGCUCUCAGUCGCUUCACGGGAGACUCCAUAUUUGAGGUAACCUUCAAUCCAUGUGUUCAACCAGGCUAACGUCACCGAAGAGUUUCCCUGUCCGAUCAUGGAAGAGAAUAAACUUUAGAAAACUGCUUUGAUAGGAAAUGAAACU